CUUUUGAGUGUUUUCACAAAGUAAUGGCUUCUUCUAGGUUACUCUCUUUUCUUCUCCUUUCUCUGCUUGUCAUCUUCAUUUAUCCAUCUAAUUCUUCUCCAGAAAACAAUGUCACCGAAGCUCAAUCUCACAUCAGAUUUAAAAAAGCUAGUUUGUCUCUUUAUUACGAGGCUCUAUGCCCAUACUGCCGGAGUUUCAUCGUAAGUCGACUCGUGAAGGUCUUCAACACCGAUCUUCUUAACAUUAUCAAUCUCAGGCUGGUUCCAUGGGGCAAUGCAGAAUAUGUAAAAACUAACAAGACCAUCAUUUGCCAGCACGGAGAAGAUGAAUGUUACCUCAACACCAUACAUGCUUGCGCCAUCAACAUCUGGCCUGAUCCGAGAAAGCAUUUCAACUUCAUCUACUGCGUCGAAAAUCAAGGCCCCGACGGUACCGAUGCCGUCUGGAAAACCUGCUCUUCCACAUUAGGAAUGGACCAGAAACUCAUCAAGAACUGCUACGACAGCGGAUACGGAAGAAAGCUUUUACUGCGGUACGCUACUGAAACUGAUGAUUUACAUCCAAAACAUUCAUAUGUUCCCUGGGUGACUGUGAAUAAUCAACCUCUUUAUGAUCAAUACGAGAACUUUAUAGCCUAUGUCUGCAAUGCUUACAAAGACAAAUCUUGGGUAAAGGCCUGCCUGUCGCGUUCUCUAAAUGCAACUGAAGAGAAAUCUGCGAUUUCCAAAAGAUCCCACAAUGGAGGGAAGUAGAAGCAGCCUGUAUGAAUUCAUAUUGUAUUGUGAUCAUGAUCAUUUGCCUACCAUUAUGUGAUGUACUAAUGGUUCUUAUGAUUUGUUAUGGAACCAGAAGCAGUUAGUGCCUGUUUAUUUGACAAUAAUUAAAGGCAUAAUUAGACCUUC
This is a messenger RNA of Hibiscus syriacus, 902 nucleotides long. RefSeq names its product gamma-interferon-responsive lysosomal thiol protein-like. The coding region runs from base 24 to 752 and encodes 242 amino acids. The record is from RefSeq and is a predicted model, not a curated record. Gene Ontology annotation, molecular function: oxidoreductase activity, acting on a sulfur group of donors, disulfide as acceptor. The transcript is spliced from 5 exons. Lineage: Eukaryota; Viridiplantae; Streptophyta; Magnoliopsida; Malvales; Malvaceae.